Molecule: messenger RNA, 2061 nt
Organism: Plodia interpunctella (Indianmeal moth)
Lineage: Eukaryota; Metazoa; Arthropoda; Insecta; Lepidoptera; Pyralidae
Product: juvenile hormone esterase
Exons: 4
Coding region: 401-1996 (531 amino acids)
Molecular function (GO): serine hydrolase activity
Source: RefSeq, a predicted model, not a curated record
ACCACUGUGUAUCACUGGUUUUGUGAGUUAAUCGUGGACUUGGUAUGCUUAUGGACGAAACUGAAGAUGGUCGGCUAAAUCAGUUGUUGUACUUACCACAGACGACGAUGCAGUGCGUGAACUAACAAAGCAAGAUCGUCAUGUUACAUAUCGAGAGAUAGAGGCGUCCUUGGACAUUGUAUGACGAUGUGUAUAUAUAAGAUAUUACACGAACAUUUGGCUGCAAAAGGUUUGCUCGCGUUGGAUACCGCACAUCUUAACAAUAGAUCAAAAAUAGGCUCGUGUCAAUUGGUGCAAAAAAUAUAAUAAUAAAAUACAAUCGUGUUACAUCGAAAGCUAGACCUCCGAAACUACUGGGCCUACAAUUUUGAAAAAAAUAUAAAAUAUAAGUUUAAGAAAAAUGCCGCUUGUGACGGUAGAAGAAGGCAUACUGAAGGGCGCAGUUUGUGAAGAAGGCGACACUACGUAUAUAGCCUUUAAGGGGAUACCUUACGCCAAACCGCCGAUAGGAAAUUUAAGAUUUAAGGCUCCAGAACCCCCCGAAGCAUGGACGGGCGAGCGCGAUGCAACGCAGCACGGCCCCGUCUGCCCGCAGUACAACGAGCGCCUCGACUGCAUCGAGGAAGGAAGCGAGGACUGCCUCUAUCUGAACAUCUUCACCAAAACUCUCGAUCCCCUCACACCCCGCCCCGUCAUGGUCUGGAUCCACGGCGGAGGCUUCUACACCGGCUCAGGAAACUCCGACUACUACGGCCCAGAAUUCCUAAUAAAGCACGACGUCAUCCUUGUAACCUUCAACUAUAGACUAGAAGUCCUUGGAUUCCUAUGUCUGGACAACGAAGAAGUCCCUGGCAACGCCGGCUUAAAGGAUCAAGUUGCUGCCUUGAGGUGGGUAAAGAAAAACAUAUCCCGAUUUGGUGGAGAUUCCGAUAACAUUACCCUGUUCGGCUGCAGCGCAGGCGCGGCCGCCGUGUCCUACCAUUUAGUAUCUAAAAUGAGCCGAGGGUUGUUCAACAAGGCGAUAUGUCAAAGCGGAGUCUGCCUUAACGAAUGGAGCUAUAAUCUCUACCCUCGGGAAAGAGCAUUUCAGUUAGCUAGGCAACUUGGAAAAGAAACAAAUGAGCCUUCUGAAUUAUUACAAUUCUUCAGAGAGUUACCUACGUCGUCGUUAGUUAAAAUCGAAUUGCCCAUCUUACAAGUUGAAAAUUACGAUCUCGCGGACAACAUUUUGUUCGGACCCGUAAUAGAAAAAUCUCAUUUGAAUAUUGAAAAGUUUUUAACAGAAUCUCCAGUGGAACUGGUUAUUAAUGGGAGCAUAGCAAACGUACCUAUAAUAGUAGGAUACACGUCUGGGGAGGGAAUCGAAAUAUCAAGAAAAUUACCACAAUUGCUAUCGUUCCUAGCAAGAACAGGAGCCGUCGUUCCGAGAGAGUUGAAAUUUAAGUUAACGCGGGAAGAGUUGAAAGAUGUAGAUAAAAAGAUUCGCAACCGAUAUUUUUCUUAUAAAGAAAUUACAGAAAACUUACUUCAAGAGGUGACAGAUCUGGAGUCUGACAACCUUUUCAUUUACAAUAUCAUACGUUAUGCGAGGUACCAUGAUCUGUACUGCUCCAAGCCAGUUUUUCUUUACAAGUUUACAGCAGAAACUGAAAGGAAUUAUUACAAGAAAUAUUACAAAAUGGAAUCUGUCAGAGGCGUGUGUCACGCGGACGAGUUGCCUUAUUUGUUCGAUGUAAAAUGUCUUGAUAUACAGAUGUCAGAUAAAUCUAGGAUAAUUGUAAAUAAUCUAGGAAAAUUAUGGACCAAUUUCGCAAAAACAGGCAAUCCAACUCCAACCACCGAUUUGGAACCGUGGAAACCAUUCAAAGACGAAGAACGAAACGUCUACAUUAUUGGGCAGGACCUGAAAUGUACGGAAGGUGAAGACGCUAAAAAUAUCCAGCUUUGGGAAGAAAUAUAUGGAGAAAUAGUAUUGCAAUGUCAAUGUCCGGUGUGAUAUUAUAAUUGUUUAUUAGAUUGAUAUUGUGUAAAUAGGUAAUAAAAUAAACAAAUUUAAUAUGA